Molecule: messenger RNA, 2901 nt
Organism: Sphaeramia orbicularis (orbiculate cardinalfish)
Lineage: Eukaryota; Metazoa; Chordata; Actinopteri; Kurtiformes; Apogonidae
Product: CD276 antigen-like
Exons: 6
Coding region: 155-1111 (318 amino acids)
Biological process (GO): regulation of cytokine production; T cell receptor signaling pathway
Cellular component (GO): external side of plasma membrane
Molecular function (GO): signaling receptor binding
Source: RefSeq, a predicted model, not a curated record
GGCGCUUAAGACAAAACAUGAAGCCAGAAACAUAACUACUGAACUGCGUGUUUAAUCCGACACAGAUACAUAAUAGGUUAUAGAACAAAUAUCCGUUACCCGGUGACUUGUUUCGACUCGCAGCCAAAUUACUGCACUUGGUGUUUUGUUGUUCAUGCCAGGCGGAGGUGCAGAUGCAGCUUUACGGUGCAUCCUGUGUUAUCAGGGCCGGAAGCUGCGCUGUCAUUGCGGCUUUUACAAGAGUGAUGGUAAAGUGAUGUGGGACCUUCACACGACGACAGACAUGAAGCUUCUUCUGCUCGUUUGUCUCCUGACGUGGCCUGGAAUAACAUCUGCUGAGGAAACCGGUUUUGUCACUGUGGCAGAAGGGGAUGAUGCAGUUUUACCCUGUUCCCUCAGCUCUAAAGAGAACAUACAGCAAAUGAUCUUCGACUGGAAGAAAGAUGAAGAAAAGCAGAAGCAGGUCUUCUAUUAUGUUAAAGGAAAAUAUUACAAUUACGGCCUCACAGGCCAAGAUCAGCAGUUUAUAGGACGUGUUUCACAUUUUCAAGAUGAACUCAAGUUUGGAAAUGCCUCCAUCAAAAUCAGGAACACAGAGUUGGCCGACAAUGGAAGCUACACCUGUAUUUUCCCAGAAAAACAAAACUCUCACAUUACACUUUAUGUAGGUGCAGCUCCAAAGCCAUAUGUCAAGCCUAUUCAUGACACAAAUAAAUGGAGUCUUCUCCUGUGUGAAGUUCAAGGUGUACCAAAACCUACAGUGGAGUGGAAGGACAGUGCUGGAAAUAUCCUUCCUGCUGGAGAACCAAAGGUCACAGAACACAACAACCGCUUCUAUGUUACACUCCAAAUUGUUGUAACCAAGGCUGACAACUUUACCUGUGUAGCUACACAAGAGACGAUUCACCACCAGAUUAAUUCUACUUUAUGGAUUCAUUUCCCAGUUUCAGAUACCUCAACUCCAUGGAUCAUUUGUGGAGUUCUUGGUGUUUUGUUGUUGGUAGUUGUUAUUGGCGCAGUGCUGUGUGUGCAUCUCAAAAAGAAUUACAUGACAGGUCCAACAUCAAUCUCAGAAAGUGUGCAUCUCAGUGACCACAGCCAUUCAGGAUAAAUAACUAGCCUCAACCCCUAAAGAGCAUUUUAUUUGCUUUUUGUGUGUAUGUUGUAGUUGUUGAUUUCACACAAAGAUCAUGAGAAAAUACUGCUAUACCUUGCUGAUUACAGGCUGUCUGACAUGUCACAUCUCAUUUUAAAGCUCAUUUGCAGGUUGGGAUGCUCCAUGAUGCUUCAUGCAACUCAUCUGGUCUCAGUACCAAGAGCAACCUGAGGUGGUCUGAAGUUCUAUACAGUAAAUAGCUCUAUUCGACUACUGUUCUAAACCACAUUAUGGCAUGAACAAUUUAAUUAAGUGAAGAGAAACAGCAGUUCUUUUAGACAUGAAGGUUGGUUAAUUUAGUCAAUUUGAAGAACUUUGACAGUAUCCUCAAUUUUCGUCAUGAAAACCAUCAACUGCCAUAAUGAAACCAGAUCUUAUGAGGACUGCCCCAGGAAAGGAGAACUAAGUAAGGAAGACCUUUGAUGCAGAGGAUUAGUUCUUUAAAGUUACCAGACUCAGAAAUUACAAAUUAACAGCAACCCACAUUGAAACCCACUCACAUUGAAAUAUUUAUUUUGUAUUUGUUUCAUUAAAUAUAGAUGCUAAUUUCUAUUGUUGAUGAUGUUUAUGAAAAUUAAUGUUAUGUUGAAUUGUUGAUGCAUUGCUUGAAAUCACGGGAUAUCAUUUAUGUACUUACUCAAAAAAAUUGUCUGUUGGAUGAAUGUAAUAAAAUUAUGGAAAGAAUUUCCACUUAAUUAAAAUGCUUUCAUUUAGCGAGACUCAAUUUUGUGUAAUUGUAACUAUGUUAAGUGAACAUUAAGUAUUGGAGUUACUGUUACUUAUUUGCAAAGGCCCAACUAAUUUUGUAAAAUUUGUUUCAACAUAUUUUCUAAGGAAGAAUUAAACUUAAUUUUCUUGGGUCACAUUAAUCUGUUUAUUGAUUAUGGAUAACUUAUUUUGACAGGGUAGAUACUGGAUUAUUUUUAGGUGGUACAAUGGUAUUACUUAAUCAUGUUGACUGAUCAUCAGUGAAGUAAGUUCAACCAUUAGAUUAAAACCUGUAUCACUGUUCUUAGAUCCUAUUCUUAGAGAUUCUCAAACCUUCCCUUCAGUCAUGGUUCCUCAGUUUGUACCACAAAAGUAAUUGGAAUCAAAAAAAUAACUAUUGAAAACUACUAGACUUCUGCUCUGACUGUUCCCAAACUCUGAGGAGUGGUUUUUCUAUCAGGACAAUGCUCCCUGCCUCAGCUAGGUCAGUAAAGGUGUGGAUGACGGACUACCACAUGACGACCCUGUCACGGCCUGCCCUAUCUCCCGACCUGAAGCCACUUUGAAAACUUCUGGAGGAAGACAGAUGGUCACAAGCCAUCAGACAUUGCUGAGCUUCUUGAAUUUCUAUGCCAGGAGCUGCAUAAAGUAAUCCAACAACAAUGGUGGAGAGGCAAGACACGUGAAAGCUGUCACUGAAAAUCAGGGUUAUUCCACCAAAUACUGAUUUCUGAACUUUUCCAAGUUAAAACAUUAGUAUUAUGUUGUUUAGAAAUGAACUAGUUUUCUUUACAUUAUUUGAGGUCUGCAUCUUUUUGUUAUUUUAACCAUAUGUCAUGUUCUGAAAAUACAUGUUCUAAAAUUUAGAACAAAUACAUGUUCUGAAUUUUAGAACAUGUAUGGUAUUUAGUCUGUAUUUUACAGAAGCGUAUUGCAUUCACACAAAAAAUUAAAUUCGGCUCUGUUUUUCUGAAUUUACGAGAUAAUUAUCUCAUAAUUACGAGAAAAAAUAAAUAAACGGCGCUGUUUUUCUGAGU